Molecule: messenger RNA, 1702 nt
Organism: Gopherus evgoodei (Goodes thornscrub tortoise)
Lineage: Eukaryota; Metazoa; Chordata; Testudines; Testudinidae
Gene: TMEM182
Product: transmembrane protein 182
Exons: 5
Coding region: 237-950 (237 amino acids)
Cellular component (GO): membrane
Source: RefSeq, a predicted model, not a curated record
GCUUUUCCAUCUGUCAGGCUGAAGUCAGCCUUGUGGAACACAAGUCAGGGAACACAAAAUCAACCCACCAGGCACAGGGAAAAACAGAAAGGCAAAGAAAGAGAAAUUUCUUCAAACACAGGCUAUAUACUGCAACCUGCACCUAUUGUCCACUUGCCUAAUUUUUUACUUUGAGAGGGUUGAUUUUUAAAAUAAUAAUAAAAAAAAAUUCAGAUUCAUUUGGAAUCAAAUCAACAAUGAAAUUGAGUGUGGGGAUAUUUUUUGGAGGCUUCUUCGGGGCCCUGGGAGUUUUGCUCUUUUUGGUGGCCUUUGGGACAGAUUACUGGCUUCUUGCUACAGAAGUUGGAAGAUGUUCAGAAGGUCCAAACAAUACCACGGAGGAGAAGGUCACUUUCCACCAUGAAGGUUUCUUCUGGAGGUGCUGGUUUGUUGAUGUAGUAGAAGAGGACACUAACAAUAUUUGGAAAUUUUGGUACACCAACCAAUCGCCGUCUAAGAAUUGCACACAUGCCUAUCUUUCUCCAUUUCCUUUUAUUCGAGAUGAACACAACUCAACCUCCUAUGACUCUGCAAUCAUUUAUCGUGGUAUCUGGACUGUGCUCAUGCUCCUAGGGGUGAUCACUGUUCUGGUGGCCAGCUUCUUCAUCAUCUGUGCUGCUCCCUUUGCCAGCCAUAUUCUGUACAAAGCAGGAGGAGGCAUUUUCAUCACUGCAGGCAUCUUGUUUUCACUGGUGGUCGUGAUGUAUGUCAUCUGGGUCCAGGCAAUGGCUGAUCUGGAAAACUACACGAAUAUGAAAAAAAUUGAUUGCCCAGACUUUGUUGCUUAUGUGCACUAUGGCUGGUCUUUCAUACUGGCUCCUAUAGGAAUAUUUUUUGCUUUGUUUGCAGGAAUGCUCUUCCUAUUAGUAGGGCGUACUAUUCAAUUGCACUCUGACUUAUCACACAUCUAAUAAUGGGUAUACUGGGAUUGUGAUAAAAUUUUUAAACUGGAACACAAAUUAUGUACAUUAUUGCCACUACUACUAUAUAGCAUUUGUAGAGGCACUUCUAGAAUUGCUUAAGUUACUUGUUUAAUUGAAAUGUUCCUAUGGGACAUAAAACUCACUAUAGGAAAAAAAAUAACUUUCAUUCCUAUCCAAUUUCUUUAAGUUCUUUAAGUUCUACAUGGAAUGGUUCUUCACAUAACAUUAGAUCUCCAUGCAAACACAGGAGGGCAAAAAAACACCAACAUAAAAAUGGGUCAAAUCAGGAUUUUCUACGUUUGUCUUAGCCAUUUACUUUGUGCCACUGUCAAAAAAGUCCUUGUGGAGAAUGGUAAAGACAGAGGAAAACAAGUGUUCAGCAGAGUAAUUUAAUCCACCUCCUCUCCCCCUUUCCAAAACUUUCCUUUGCUUUAAUAUGAACAAACACUUCUGCACUUAAAAAUAGAGUACAAUUAUUCAUGCAGAAUCCAGAUGAACUGGGCAGUAGAGAAGAUGAUUCCAGUGAAUAAUGAUUUGAAGCUAGUAUCUAUAUGUAAUAGUUUAACUGUUAACAUGAUAUGUUUUACUGCUAUGUAAACAUUUGAAAGCUGUAUUCUUCUAUAUUCUGAAAUCUGUGUUCAUUUGUUGCAUGGUUCUGUAAGCCAAAAUAAUAUAGUUAAACUACUAACUAAAGGUAUGCCAAAAUUAUAUAAUAAAACAUACGGUGUAGAUUUUUUAUA